AAUCGGUUCCAGCCAAUAAAGUGUGCAGACUCAGUCCACGUGACAGUAGCAGGGCGGUGCUUUGGUGGCGCCCUGAUCUCUAUGGUUUUCGCGGCUCGCUUACAGAGCGUGUGGUCCACUGGAGGACUCGCUACAUCCUUCCUCCAUUACCUCACUGCCUCUGGUGGCUGCUGGGAUUCCGGAGGACUCGGGUCCCGGCUCGACUCAGACCUCCAGCUGCCCGGGUACUACCUCCAGCUCUUCCUGCCGCCGCCCCCUGCCGCUUCCUCCUCCGUCCGCCCGCCGGCCUUCCUCGCCCCGCCCCGGCCGCGCGAACGGCGGCCUGCUUCUCCCGGGAGCCCCCACCCAGGCGCAUGGCUCCAUGAAGCAGGAGAAGGCAGAGCGCGAGAGGUCCCGUCCGCCCCGGCUGCGCCUGGGCCAGGAGAGAAGGUACAGGACGAAGGAAUGGAAUCGGAAGGAAGAAAAUUCAUUUCAGAGACAAAAUAGCUCCCCUCCUCUGUUAUAGCUGUUCCCCUGGCAAUACAAACUUUCUGCUUUCAGGUUCUGUAGCAUUCCAGACCUCGAGCACUGAAUCAGGAUGGGAAAAAGACGUUGUGUUCCUCCACUCGAGCCCAAGUUGGCAGCAGGCUGUUGUGGGGUCAAGAAGCCCAAGUUAUCUGGCAGUGGAGCGCACACCCACGGGAACCAGUCCACGACUGUCCCUGGCUCCAGUUCAGGACCUCUUCAGAAUCACCAGCAUGUGGAUGGCAGCAGUGGUCGGGAGAAUGUGUCAGACUUAACGCUGGGACCUGGAAACUCUCCCAUCACACGAAUGAAUCCCACAUCGGGAGCGCUGAGCCCUCUCCCCCGUCCCAACGGAACUGCCAACACCACCAAGAAUCUGGUGGUGACUGCAGAGAUGUGCUGCUACUGCUUUGACGUCCUCUACUGUCACCUCUAUGGCUUCCCACAGCCCCGGCUUCCUAGAUUCACCAAUGACCCCUAUCCGCUCUUUGUGACAUGGAAGACAGGGCGGGACAAGCGGCUUCGUGGCUGCAUUGGGACCUUCUCAGCCAUGAAUCUUCAUUCAGGACUCAGGGAAUACACGUUAACCAGUGCACUUAAGGACAGCCGCUUCCCCCCCCUGACCCGAGAGGAGCUGCCUAAACUGUCCUGCUCGGUCUCCCUCCUCACUAACUUUGAGGAUGCCAGUGAUUACCUGGACUGGGAGGUAGGGGUCCAUGGGAUUCGAAUUGAAUUCAUCAACGAAAAAGGUGUCAAACGUACAGCCACAUAUUUACCUGAGGUUGCUAAGGAACAAGACUGGGAUCAGAUCCAGACAAUAGACUCCCUGCUCAGGAAAGGUGGCUUUAAGGCUCCAAUUACCAGUGAAUUCAGAAAAACGAUCAAACUCACCAGGUACCGAAGUGAGAAGGUGACAAUCACUUAUGCAGAAUAUAUUGCUUCUCGACAGCACUGUUUCCAGAAUGGCACUCUUCAUGCCCCGCCCCUCUACAAUCAUUACUCCUGACACACGGCUGCAUGACCAGUCCCACCCCUCUGUGGCCACCAAUGGCUAUGACAUCAUUGGAGCAGAUGCCUCCUCUUCCUGGUCCAGUUACUUCUAUUACUGCACCAUUUUAUGAUGCUAGCUUCCGUUGCCAAGUCUGCCUCCAGCUGACGGGGGGGAUUGGAGGCAUGGGGUUACACUGAAUGAAACAGAACUUGAGGAGCCCAAGCCUUAUCUCAGCCUUUCCUCAUAAUGGGGUUCCGUUGGAUUGGGGCUCCUCCAUGACUGGUGAGAAUGACCGUGUGGGUUCAGAAGACCCUUGGCACACAGGUGCCACUAGUGGUUUGCCCCCUGUGUGUUGGCCACACAGUGAAAGCUGGCAUUGAUGAUUCCUGAAGGUGUACCCCACACACACCCCUACAGCCUCCCCAGAUCAAGUAGGUGUAUUCCCCUGGCAGUCUGGGCAACGGAGACCAACAAGAAACAUUUUUAGGUUGUUUUAAAUUCCUUUUUUUAAACCUCCAGUUUAUUGCAUACCAAGAGUUAAUUAUAACCUCCAUGCUUCAUACAUACGUGGACGCCAUGUUAUGUUUGGACGUGGGCACCGUGAGUCCUUUGAGGCUCCUGGACAGAGACCCACAUCAAGAUCAGAAGCCCUUUGGAUGGCGUUGCAGAUCUCAUCGCUCAGUUAGCCUUGAAGGUUUUCAUUCUCAUCCCGCUGUCAGUUGGAUUUUCUGGCACUCUUCUUGCAUUGAGUCUCCUGGUCUUGAACAGAGCUGUGGUGUAGCCUGCUGAGGAAGGAACUGGGACGCCUGCAGGAGGGCCCAGUGUCAUCGCUGCAGGCAGCGGGCAAGGCGAGGCCUCUUCCUUACCACCCGGCUACCUCACUCUGUACUGGUAGCAGUGCCUAUAGCUGCGUCUAGAUUCUCAGAAGAUGUGGAUGUUCAGACAAGCACCUGGGUUGGGCUUUAGAAAGAUACAUUGUCAUAGGAGAGAAGGCUGUGUUUCUUUGCAGGCAAACAGCCUUUAAGCAGAGGCGCUCCCUUUUCCUAGUUUGCCUGUAGAAGUGGGAAGAUGUUUGAUGAUUCAGUCCUUUACAGGAUUUGAGAACAAAGCUGUAUAAUUAAACGAGGAGAAUCUUUAUCUUGCCUAAUAUGCUGGGAAUCUUUACCCCACCAGGACAAGGUUCCAAAUAGCUCAUUUUAUUCUAGGUCAAUCAGACUUCCAUGUGGCACAUUUCCCUUUCCCACUGUUGCUAACUCCAAAUAUCUGUCAGCAAGUUUCUCCUCCCACUUGCCUGCUCUUCAACUCAUUUGGUGGCAAAGUUCAUAGAAGUUGGGGACUUGGAAGAUGCUUUGGAAACAAUGUCAAAGGCACUGCUGAAAGUAUUCACAGGAAGAGGUGGCCAGUUGGAAGAAAAGACCCUAAGAGUGAUACAAUGUUUCUCAACAACAUGCUUAGAGAACUCCUGAAGUGAGUUAGAAGUCAACCCAGUGAACAAAAAGUUUUGAUUUAUUUUUAAAAGUUUAUGUGGUGAUGGUGUGACUUUUCAGAAUGGACAAAUAUGCAAGUCAAAAGGUCUUUUGAGUUUUCUUCUACCAGGAGUGGGGGAGGGGGAGCAGGGACACAAUCGAAGAAACAACACGUGCUGUUAUAGGCACUGCUGUCUCGUUUCCUGGAAGAGAUGGGUAAGGGUGAGCAGGUUUGCUUGGCACCAUCCUCCGUUCACGAGGAUAUGGAAUGCGCAAGGGAAACAUGGGGCCACCUCCAUCAGGAUGCCCAGGCCGGGCUGUAUCACUCCAUCCUACUUUGUGCUGCAUUCUUGCAUCCUGCCACUUUUCCCUUGCCAAGUUAAUGGAAAAAGCUAUUGAAGAUGAAGGGGUUGUUUCAUGAUUUCCUGCUGCUGAGAAUAAUAUCUUUCUUGUUACAGACAUGAUGACGGUUACUCUUAGGUGCCAUGGAUGGAUGUCAGGGUGGUCAGCUCUGGACUAAACCACCCACGUUCAAUUUGUACAACAGUAUUGGUACAUAGGGCUACACACUCGUUACUGUUCUAGUGUUCUAUGUUAAAAGUUGUUUAAUUUCUAAAGAUUAAAAAAAGCAAAAAAAUUGGUGCUAACCUUUCCCCCCUGAGCACGCUCAGUGAGACUGGUCAUGCAAGCAUUUACAGUGCCAUGUUCUUCAAGCCUCUUUUUUCUUGUAGACACGUUGCCCUUUUUGUCUUCCCCAAUGUAUAGUAUGUUUUUUAUUUUUAUUUUAUUGAGGGUGGAGUAGGAUACCUACCAUUUAAGAAAAUGAACAGAAAAUUUAAAACCCACAAAAUGGGGAAAAUUAAUCAGUGCACAAGAAAUCGGGCUGGUUAAGCCCUACACCACGCUGAAGUGGCUCUGGUUUUGGAGUGAAGAAGCCUUACUCCCUGCAUAUUCCCUCAUGCUCCUGUUCAAGUCCAGCAGUGGAGAUGCUCCUGGUCUUCUUGCUUGUCAAGGGGACUCAGGGUCAACCAAGGAAAAGUAUUUGGCCCCGGAAGGAAUGGCACUGUCAGUGUCCAUCCAAAAUGGGGCCGAGUCAGGAAACAACCUGGAAGUGUACGGUCAUGGUCACCUCAUGAAGAUGUGUGGCAGGUGGCGCUCAGGAAAAGUACUAAGUCUGGAUCAGCCGCAUGGCAGCUUUGCAUAGGGAGAGGACGGUUCCGCACUGCCUUUCACCACGUGACCAACGCAGUGAUGAGGACGGCCAGCACGUGUGAGGGGCAGGGUUAAAGAGAAGGGAGUGUUUUCUGUGGGUGUUUCCUUUGUCCUUGGGCUGUUCAGGCUGAACAGUAGGUGACCACUAUCUUCAAGGAGCCAACCCAACUUGGCUGGUUUGGUUCAGAGUUCGUAUCAUCCCUAGCUGUGAGUGCCUUUUGGUCUGGAAAGUUGGCUUGUCUCAUAAUACCCACAGCUAGGACAUUCUCUGUAAUUAUGAAUUGUCCUUGUUUUACAUUAAAAGAGAAUGUCUUUGAUCACUAGAGUUUGUCGGUGUUGGAUUGUUUCCACUGUGAGGUUCUUAACCUUUUUCUCUUCAUAAUAUUAAAGCAACUCACGUUAGAGACCCUUUCAACAUGAAAGGUUUGUAGUUGAAACAUAACGUAUAUUUUAUUGUUUAUAAUAAAAAUCAUCUAUACAAAAGUCCCAGGUGUUAAUUUUAAUAUUUGCACAAGAUCUGUUUUCCAUGAUAUGUUAACACCUACAGUUUCACUAACCGUUGAUGUUAUUUUCUAUUGAGAUUCUGGAGCCUAGGGAGCUUGUGUUUUUUUGUUAAUUUUCGUUCUUAUUUCCCUGAAGCAAGAGACUGUAUGGCCUUCAGUGCAGACUUCAGACCAAUUCUUCGUAUUACACUUGGUUGCCUCUUGGCUAUAUAACUUCUGAGUGCAAAUCAUUGAACUCUUUAACGAAGUAUUGUAGAGAAUAAAUCAUAAUGG
This is a messenger RNA of Rhinolophus ferrumequinum (greater horseshoe bat), 4949 nucleotides long. RefSeq names its product AMMECR1 like (gene AMMECR1L). The transcript is spliced from 8 exons. The record is from RefSeq and is a predicted model, not a curated record. NCBI's taxonomy places the organism in Eukaryota, Metazoa, Chordata, Mammalia, Chiroptera, Rhinolophidae. The coding region runs from base 578 to 1510 and encodes 310 amino acids.